CGUACCUUCCUUCCCUUCCCAGGUUGCUUCUGAGCUCAUAGAGCUGUACAAUAUCGAGGACCACGAUACCAUUGAUGAUACCAUUCUGAUCCUGCGCUGCUCGAAAGAAUGAAGUAGAUGAAACAAUUGACAAAUAGGACGCGAAAUGACGUGCUCAUGAUAAGGCGACCAGGACCAGAAGGCAUCCAGCAAAACGUGCGUGCAAGCGAAACGCGGGUAGACGAGUGAUAAUAUCCAAUGAGAUUUAGAUCUCAAAUUGACUUCGGCCAAUCGGAGUCGAUAUGACCCUACAAAUGUGACGUCCAGCUAUAGCAUAAACCAAGCAUGAAUCUGGGAGCCAGCCAGAAGUGCUAAAAUGUAUUUCGUCUCCAACAAAGGUUUAAAAAAAGUAAUUGUUUAAAAGAUAUUUAAAAUGUUGUCUAGCUUUACUUCAAGAAAAACGCCUAGUUCCUUGAUAAUAAUUGAAGAUAAUGCUGAUCAGCCUUCAUCGUAUUUAUUUCAAACCUUCAUUCAUAAUGCUUCUCUACAACAAUUAAAAGUGCAUGUUAUAUGCUUUGAGAAUCCUGUUGAGAAAUGGACCCGAAUAUUAAACUCAAAUGUGAAUAUUCAUGACUGUUUUUCAGAUCACAGAGGUUGGAAUAAUGUUAAUGAAGAGAAUGAUCUUCAAGGUGUUUAUCAAGAAAAAGGACUUCUAGGAGUUGUUCAAGAACUUCUUAAUCAUGGGGAUGGGAAACCAUCUGUAGUGUGCAUAGAUUCCUUGACCCCAGUUCUUUUCAGACAUGGGUUAAACAAGUGUUAUCGUGAUUUACAUGCUCUCUUGUCAAUAGCACGAAAAGAUGAGGAAAAACUGAACCAACUUGUUGCUGUUAUUCAUGAAGAUGCAGUACCUGAGAGAUGGGAUACCCUUGAGCAGAUGCGACAUCUUGCUACUACAGUGUUUCAGAUACAGUUGGCCUCAUCUCCUAAUUCAUCUGGAUGGGGCUUGCUCCGUGUCACACAUCGGAAAGCAGGAGGAAAAAUUGUUAAACAGAAGAAAAAUCAACAGUUGGAAGCUUCAGAAGAAGUGGAUCCCACUGUGGCUGUGCAAAACUUGACUACUUUUAAACUUACUCUGAACCCACAGGAGGAGGAAGCAAGGAGUCAGUUGAUUCUUCCUUAUACAAGACAAGGGAGACCCAAAGGGCAAUCAGGAGGAGGGAAGGUCUUUUAUGAACCUGAUGCAGCUGAUGAUUGGGAUGAUGAAGACCCAGAUGAUGAUUUAGAUGUGUAAAUUUUGUUUAAUUUCAAAAAAGAUGCAAAUAAAACUAAAGUAGGUGUUACGAACAAUUCAGCAAGAAUUCACUUGACAAUGUUGAAAAGUGUGUUUCGAAGAAAGACUUGGAAGGUGGACAGUUUUUUUAAUAAAGAGCAUUGUUUAAAAGCGUUUGGUGCCUUAUUAAAAAAAAAGGUGUAGUAACAUUGGCCUAAUUAUAAAAGUUUCUAUACUGUACAAGAAUUUUUGUUUGUGUUUCUCAUUUUCUGAACUGUUUUUGAAUUCACUAGUUGAAUAACGAGGGAAUGAAGAUGGUACAAGAAAAUUGAAAGCUACAUCAAUUUAUUUGCCAGGAUUUAUCUAUUUGAUUCUUUCUGAUUCUGAAUGUAACAACUCAAGAUGGAUCAUUUGCAUAUACCAUAUUCUGUCUUGGUACUAAAGUACCAAAAUACGAAACUCACUUCUUUUUAGUUCUCCAAGACUGAUGUAUUAUUUUUUUUUCUUUUCUUUUCUUUUUUUUUCCCCCCAGUGAUGCUUAUAGUUAAAAUGUAUUAUUGCAAGAAUUAUAAAUCUGUACAUCUGAACAAAAAUUAUAAAUCUGUGAUAAUGUGUGAAUAAAGUUAACAUUAUUUAUUAACUUCAUGUUGGUAAUUUAUUUCUCUGAGGGGAAAAAUCCUAUCUCUUUUGGAAAUGAAUGUAGGCUGAUUGUGUAAUUAAGACCUUUGAGG
Gryllus bimaculatus (two-spotted cricket) is the source of this 1980-nucleotide messenger RNA. The record is from the annotation of a GenBank genome assembly. Lineage: Eukaryota; Metazoa; Arthropoda; Insecta; Orthoptera; Gryllidae.